Messenger RNA from Oxyura jamaicensis (ruddy duck), 3046 nucleotides. RefSeq names its product RAS like family 10 member B (gene RASL10B). Gene Ontology annotation, molecular function: GTPase activity; GTP binding. NCBI's taxonomy places the organism in Eukaryota, Metazoa, Chordata, Aves, Anseriformes, Anatidae. The transcript has 4 exons. The record is from RefSeq and is a predicted model, not a curated record. Bases 249 to 1028 code for a protein of 259 amino acids.
AGCCAAAAGGAAACCCAAAGGAGAAGAGGAGCGGUGGUAAAACAGCAGCAGGAGAUGGCUGGGGUGCGGCGGGAGGGAGGCGAUGGGCACAGGAUGGUCUCCAGGGUUCUGCUGCCUUUUAGGAAACCCAGUGACGGGCUGUCCCGGCGGGGACACGCAUCCUGAAUGGGGCUGAGGCCCCCUGCGCGGGAAUAUGCAGCCUCGGCGCCGCGGGGGCAGCACCGGGGCAGCGGCUGGCGCGCGGCGGCAUGGUGGCGACCUUCAAGAUCGCCGUGCUGGGAGCCCAGGGCGUGGGCAAGAGCGCCAUAGUCCGGCAGUUCCUCUACAACGAGUUCAGCGAGGUCUGCGUGCCCACCACGGCCCGCCGCGUCUACCUGCCCGCCGUCGUGAUGAACGGCCACGUCCACGACCUGCAGAUCAUGGACUUCCCCCCCAUCAGCGCCUUCCCCGUCAACACGCUGCAGCUUCGAGUACAUCAAAACCAUCCGCCAGCAGAUCCUGGAAACGAGGGUCAUCGGCACGUCGGAGACGCCCAUCAUCAUCGUGGGCAACAAGCGGGACCUGCAGCGGGGCCGGGUGAUCCCGCGCUGGAACGUCUCCAACCUGGUGAAGAAGACGUGGAAGUGCGGCUACAUCGAGUGCUCGGCCAAGUACAACUGGCACAUCCUGCUGCUCUUCAGCGAGCUCCUGAAGAGCGUGGGCUGCGCCCGCUGCAAGCACGUCCACACCACCAUCCGCUUCCAGGGCGCCCUGCGCAGGAACCGAUGCACCAUCAUGUGAGCCCCCCUCCCCCCGACCCCGACGGACCCCCCCCCCUCGGGCCGUGUCCCCGCAGGACCCCCAACCCUGUCGGGGUGAUGCUCCGCUGGGAGCUGCGCCGGAGGCAGCCCGGGUGUUGCUUCCUCUGCGGUGACACUUGGGGACACGGCGCGCCCGGCACGGGGCCGGGCAGGGCGAUGCGUGGCCGCCGGCGGGUCGGGUCGGGCUGGGCCAGGCGGGCGGCUGUGCUGCCCGGAGGUGAGGGGUGAGGGAGGGCCUCGGCUGGAUCCUCACCUCUCCGCACGAAGGAGCCGCUCGGUGAGAGCCCCGCGGUCCCGCCGACCUCAAAUUCCCACGUCAGGGCUGAUCGCUGCAUCCCUGCGCCUCCCCGGCCCGAGCUGGUCGCCUCCUUGGGCUCUUGCUGCUCUGUGCCCGACGCGGGCAGCCUGGUUUGGUUCCCCUACCACAGAAAGUGCUAUUCCCACCCCACCAGCUCCCUUUCCUUAAGCCUCGUCCUCCCCGUAUGCACCCGCCCCGCAGAGGCUUCACCAGGCCCCAGGGUUUGCGGGCGCAAAGCUGCUGCCAUCAAACGCUGGGCACAGCUCAGCACCCCGAGCCAAAGCUCAGCACCCAGACCCAAAAGGCAGGGAUCCUGGCUAGGCAGGUGGCGUUUCCAGGUGGAUUCAGCCCCUGCGGGGCUUUUCCCAGGGGAAGCUCUCGUCCAUCCAUCCGAGACGGAGACGGUGCCCGCACAAAGGCAGCCUCCAAAGCAAUAGGGAGCUGGAGUUGCGUUUCCACCUUUUUUUCUGAAUUCUGUGCACAUUCCUAAUGGGAAGAUGAGCCCCUCUUUAUUUUUCUUUCAUUCUUUAUUUUAUUUUAUUUUUAUAAAUUAAUCUUUUGGCUAGUUCCCACUCCGGACUGCCAGCUCAUCUGCAGCUUGUCCUGGAGCCCGGGAGGCAAAGUGCGGCCCGAGCUCGUAAAUGGUGCCGGGGUGGGGGGGGGGGUCUGGGUUUGUCCCCGUGUGACACGGGGACGCUGUGAAACAGGCAACACCGAAGGCCCGCCGCCUCUUCCCCGCCGACAGGCUCCAUUUCCCAGGAGAACUGCUGCUGUCCUGGUAACACUCGCUAUUCAGAGUCCUUCCCACUGAGCUCUAGCCCACUGCAUUCAGCCUCGCCUCGCAUCCCGGCCAUCAGUCGGUCCCUGCAUCCCUGCUGCCCCCAGCAGCUUCACUAGGAACCAAAACCCCAUCCUCGCACCCCAAACAAAAUAAGGAAAAAAAGAAAAUCACACAGAAAAGUCGAUGGGAGGGCGCACAGGGCCAAGGGCUGGGGGAGAGCAGCUCCCAUCCUCCAUCCCUCACCUCCACGGCAAAGCCGCCGCGCAGCGCCGCCGGCCCAGCCCCAUCUCACCAGGAUUUAUCAGCCCACGUUAUCGGUCUCUCGCUAGCUUUACCCCUCCAAAUUGUUUGAGAAGGAAACUCCUUGGUAAAUGCUACUAAUAAAGCAUUUAUACCGUGCUGCGACGUGCACAUGUCAGCGACUAAGCCAAUACAUUGUUUGUUAUAACCCUGUAGCCUGCAGUUUAUAGCACAAUUAGUUACAGGUUUUUAUAGCAUCUAUUUAGUAUUUUGGAAAAAAAAAAUGGUUAUAAAUAUAAUUGUUAUAUUCUAUUGUACUUUAUAGACAGAAGUGAUAUGAGUAUUAACAACCCUCCCUGCUCUGGCAGCAGUGCCCAGCUCCCGGACUACUGCGAGGAGAGCGGGAUCGGGGCCGGGACCCCCCGGCACAGCGGGGCUGGGGGCUGGGAUGGCAGAGGAUCAGCGCAUCCCCUGACCCUGCAGCACUUGGGACCGAGCUGCCUUGCCCCCUGCCCUGUAAACGUGCCCUCCUCCCAAAGCGUUACUGCUCUCCCACCACCUCCUCGUCCCUCUCCGCGUUGCCUCGCUCGGCUCUACGUCCACGCAGAGAGAACCUGCUGCAGAGCUGGGGGCAGGCUGAGGGCGUCCCUGGCUGUCCCCAGGGGCAGAAAGGUGGAAAAAAAAUAGUGUUUUUUCCCCCAUGUGUGUGUGCUGAGCCAGGAGGUGCCACACAGCCCGAGGUGGGCUCGGGGCAGCCCCGAUGAGGAUGUUCGCUCUCUCCUCCUCCUGGAGGUGCAUCACGGUUUCCAGGACCUGGCUCUCCUUUCCCCCUGGACUUCCCGUUGGAGAUUCCUGAGGUGUCUCCACCUCCUGAAAUGCCCUGCAUCCCUUGACUUGAACCCGAAUUAAAAUCAGGUCUGUCCCCCU